Molecule: messenger RNA, 7682 nt
Organism: Nyctereutes procyonoides (raccoon dog)
Lineage: Eukaryota; Metazoa; Chordata; Mammalia; Carnivora; Canidae
Gene: SLCO4A1
Product: solute carrier organic anion transporter family member 4A1
Exons: 10
Coding region: 4527-6773 (748 amino acids)
Biological process (GO): sodium-independent organic anion transport; transmembrane transport
Cellular component (GO): membrane
Molecular function (GO): protein binding
Source: RefSeq, a predicted model, not a curated record
GGGCCCAGGGUGAGGACCCGCGGCCAGGAGCCAGGCAGGGGCGGCCACACAGGGUGGCACGUGUCACGGUGGCAUGGCUGUGGCUGUCAACCUCAGAGCCACCAGGUACAGGGAGAAGGGAGCGUAGAGGAAGCAGAAAUGAAACCUGUACAUGUCCCCAGCGAGCGGGGUCCAGGUUGGAGCUGCGAGAGCCCCGGCCCCUAACUUGGAAGGGCGCCGGUCGCCCCACGCCGGCCUCCCUGCGGCCGUGGGCUGGGCCCGAGCCGCCCUGUCCCUGGGAGCCUGGCAGAGGAGGACCAGGGCUCGGCGCUAGGCUGACGGCACGGCUCUGGGUGAGCCGUGGCCCUGCCGCCUGCUGCGUUGGCGGGCAGCCUCCACGCGUGCCCUGAGCACCGCCAGGGCCCUGCGCCAGCACGUAAGGAAUAAGCGAGCAGAGGAGGGCUCGCGAGGACUGACCCCGUCGCAGCCUGGUGUUGACGCCAGGGCCCAGGGGAGGGCCACCCACGGGGCCGCUGGCUCCUCACGCUGCAGUUGGUGGGGCGUGGGGGCGGGCGGCGAGCCACUGGGACCUGGAUUUCUUGGAGCCUCAUGGCUCAGACUGUGAGAGGUGCGGCUGACGGCCGGGCCAGUAGGGGACCCGAGGUGUCCUCCUGAGUGAGCUGCACGAGGGCGCACACACGCACGCACGCGCACACACGCCCUUGCCCCUCCCACGGCAGCCCCAGGUGCAGAGCUCCUGGCUCAAGGCCCCACGGCCCACAUUAUCCCGGCUGCUAAUCCUGGGCACCUAAUCCCGAGGGUUUCCUCUCCCCGCGGCAACAGGUGGGGGCCCCAGCUGUGGUGGGGAGGCUCCGGGGACGAAGGACAGGCCUGGAGGCUGGGAUAAGGGCUCCCCGGGAAGCAGCAGCAGGAGGAGGACGAUCCGUCUGCUUCUCUCGGGUCCGGAGAGCCAUCCAGGGCCUCCCCAGCACAGCUCGCGGCCCCAGCUGUUCCUGACGAGGCACAGGCAGCAGCGCAGCGGAGAGGGGGCAGCCCGGCCUUGAGCAGGUGCCCCAGGCCCCCCCACAGCACCCCCAGGCUGCUCCCAUCCCGGGGGCUUCUUCCUGUGUGGCACUGUCUGGGGCUCACCUGGCUGGCGUCCCCCGGGAGCCCUGUCCCCCAUCCGCGGGCAGCCCUGCCUCCUGAGCCUGGGAUCUCGGGGGCUCACGAGUGCGUGCUGAGGGCUCGGCCACUACUGGGCCCACGGGACGGAGGUUGGUGCCGGCGGUGCCCUGAGCCGCCCGGGGCCUCUGCUGCCAGGCCCGCCCUGUGCACCGCGCCUCUGCCAUCUGCGCCGCUCUGCUCUGCGGGUGGGGACAGCCGGCGCCUACCAGUCGUCCCCAGGUGCAGGCACUGUGGCUCCUCCCGCGCCCCACAGCCCCUCAGGCCUCCCACGCAGCCGGCGUUGGUGCGGAACUACCUGCCGAUCAGUCAGGAUGCUCGGAGAACCAGUCGGUAGGGGGUACGCGUACGUACGUCUGUGUUGCUUAUGUAUGUAUGUGUUCUACGUAUAAGCUUACGUGGAGACAGAUACACACGUACCAAGAUUUCUUAUGAGAAACUUGGCCCGUGCAGUUAUGGAGCUCGGCGAGUCCCCAGGUGCGCAGCCAGGCAGCGGGGAAGUCAGGAGAGGUAAAGGUGUGGCCGGCAGGGCGGCCUCCAGAGCCAGGCAUGACGACCGGGUCAGAGGUAGCCACGCAGGACAAGUUCAGGGAAGGGCCGGCCCUUUUGGGCUAUUCAGUCCUUCAACUGAUCAGACGAGGCCCACCGACACUGAGUUUACCCAUUAAAAUACUGAUUUGUCCUAGAAACACCGCUGCAGACACACCUGGCACCUCAUGGCCCCCCAAAGUGACAGGUGGAGUCCACCAUCACGCUGCUCUUGGCCCCGAGGCAGUCGCUCUGGGCCUGGCUGUGGGCAGGGGGCUGCGGGGAGGAGGGGAGUCACCAGGAGUGAGAUGCCCUCGGGGUCUUAGGUGAGGCUGCCCGUGGACCCCACCUGGAGCCCCCGGGGGGUGGGGGGCGGCCUCUCCUGCCCCUCGGCUGCCCGUUGGCCUGCCUCCGCUGUCCCACAUGCUCGGGUCCUCUGCCAUCUGCUGCGUUGCCCCAGCUCUGUGGUCAGGCCUCACGGCAGCUGGAAGGUAGACACUCAUUUUGUCCAGACCCAAGCCCAGCGGACAGAGGGAGGCUCCUGGGUACAGCCCGCAGGCUCCAGGAGGAAGAGUUCCCAGCCCGGCUGUGGGACCCGGUCCCUGGAGGGCCAAGUCCCGGCGCGCAGUGUGCCGCAGGGUCCUCCAGCCCCCCCCACCUGCCCCCCGGCUUGCCGCGGGGCCCCGGGACACAAACAAGGGGCAGCGGCCCCAGAGCCACAGCCUGGCCUUAAUGUGGGUCAGCAACACUCCCUGGGCCCCGGCAGGGAGGGCAGCCGUGACGUCCCCGUCCCCUGGCUGACUGCUCGGGUGUCAGCGCUGCCCACGUCGGAGGCAGAUCCUGGAAAGAAACUGCCCGUGAGUGAGCCGGGGCACAGCCCGACUCCAGCAGCAUGGCCCAGGGGAGCUGAUGGCCCAGGCACCAGGCCAGCAGCUCGGUGCCCGUUGGGCCUGCGCCUCACUGUGUGCACGGUGGGGCUCGGCCACUCCAGCCACCCUGCGGUCGUGCCGGGUGCGGGCUCUCCUGUGGGACGGGUCCCGCGGCCUUUGUGGUGAGACGGCAGCGUGUGCUUGGAAUUCAGACCAAGCGUCGGCACGAGCACCUGUGCAUCGACGUCCAGCGCAGCGUCUGGCACGCCACACGCGUAUCGGUGCCCAGGUCGAGCCGGGCCAGAUCCGGGUGCAAACUCAGAAACAUCCUUAGGAAGUUCCAUGAGACUCAGGACCAUCCUGGUGGCCGGAGACGCCCGGUGUCGCGGAUCCUAGGCUCACGGGGCCCCGGCCGCCGGCCUGUGGGUGGAGGGGACGGUUCCAGGCGCCGGGAGGGCCAGCCUCCCCAUUUCUGAUCCAGAGCCUCCGUACGGGCGAGAGCCUUCCAGACGGCACAGGCAAACUGGGGCAGAACUGGGGCAGGGGUAGGAAAAGUUUGCAACGGCGGGUUCCAGUCACGGCGUCCUGACCUGCCUGGGCAGUGAGGCGGGGCGGGAGCGCGUGUGCCCCAGGCUCCGGGGGGGAGCCCCCGGAGGAGGCCGCCCGGCCGCCCGAAGGCUCUGGGUGCUGCCACUCGAUUCUCCUGUGCGCGUGGCGGCCACCAGUGCAUCAUCUGGCUGACACCCCAGACUGGAUUCCCAAUUUGCUAAUUUAAAUGAUGUGAUGUGUAUGAUUUGGCUUGAGCUUUACGUGCUCGUGUCCAAGAUCCACAGCUGUUCAGGUAAAACUUGGCCACGGACUUGGAGCUGCUCGUUGCUGUUCUCUUGCGGCUUUUCUUUUUUUAAGGUUUUGUUUAUUUAUUCAUGAGAGACCCAGAGAGAGGCAGAGACACAGGCAGAGGGAGAAGCAGGCUCCAUGCAGGGAGCCCGAUGCGGGACUCGAUCCCGGGACCCCGGGGCCACACCCUGAGCUGAAGGCAGAUGCUCCACCGCUGGGCCCCCCAGGCGUCCCCCUCUCGUGGCUUUUGAUUUCCAAGGGGAGAACUUGUCGUUGCAGCCGUCCCUAGCUGUCCUGCUGCCUCCUGAGCCCUGCGAGGACCCGGUCCCCAUCCCUGCCCCUGCGUGUCCUGCCGAGCCGGGCCCAGACAGUGUGGAGGGCGCAGGUGUCUGAGGGCGGCCGGGGUGUUGGUCACUUACCGGGGAUGCCGGCCCGUGAAGGUUCCCGUGGGCCCGAUGUGGACCGUCCAUCCCCCCCCGCGCUGCCCUUUCUCAUGGCAGGUGGGGUCCUGGGAGCCUGGAGAUGCGGGGUUACCUGACCCACUGGGGUCGGGGGGAGUGAGGGCCGAGGUGGAGCAUGGGAACAGGGUGGGCUGGGGUUGAGCGGACAGAGGGAGCGCUGGGGCCUCUUCUCACUAGUCGCCCACCUGCCACCCGCCGUGUCCCAUCGGGACAUUCUGAGCCCCGCCGCAGGGCAAGCCGGGUGUGCGCUGGUGACCCUCGAGUGGGGGCGUGCCCUGCCUCUACUGCCCCCACCAUGGCACGUGCCCGCCGGGUGUGAGAUUCCUGCAGAGCUGAGGCUGCACGGGGUGGAGGCCGCAUCCACACUCCGAGCUCCCUCCAGGGCCCGAGAGCACAGCUCAGGCUGGCCCAGCAGAGGCCGCGGGGCCGGGGGGCCGGGUGAUGCAGGGCCCCGCAGGGUCCCCACGUGGCCUUGUUUGGGUGCGCGGGUCUGGCGUGGACCCCAGCAGACCGGGGAGCGGGCCUCAGGGCCAUCGCAGCCCCACGGGACCAGGCACAGGGGCGUCGGGGCGCAGAUGUCAGUGCGUUCGACGGCCUGUGCCGGCCUUCUAACCGGAAGCUCUCCUCACAGAACCAAGCCCGCCGCUGGACUUCCGCCCCCCGCGCGGAGAUGCCGCAGCGCUGCACGGGGGACAAGGCCGCGGUCUCCCUGCCGCCCCUGGUCUUCCGGAGCCCGCCCUCGGCCGCGGUCACGGACGCCCCCGGCAGGCGGGCGUCCCCCGGCUCGGCCCUGAGCCCGGGCGCCCCGGGGUCCGCGGCCCUCAGCCCCCUGGACCCGUGCAGCCAGCCGCUGUGCCAGCCGCAGGCGGAGAAGCGCGCCCGGGCGGCCCCCGACAUGCACUACGUGGCGGCCGGGCCGCAGGGCGCGGCGUGCGGCUGGCGGACCUUCGCGCCCGGGUGCCUGCAGGCCUUCAACACGCCGCGGGGCUUCCUGCUGUUCCUGAGCGCCGCCGCCUUCCUGCAGGGCAUGACGGUGAACGGCUUCAUCAACACCGUCAUCACGUCCAUCGAGCGCCGCUACGACCUGCACAGCUACCAGAGCGGCCUCAUCGCCAGCUCCUACGACGUGGCCGCCUGCCUGUGCCUCACCUUCGUCAGCUACUUCGGCGGCAACGGACACAAGCCCCGCUGGCUGGGCUGGGGCGUGCUGGUCAUGGGCGCCGGCUCGCUGGUGUUCGCCCUGCCCCACUUCACCGCGGGCGCCUACGACGUGCAGGCGGCCGACGGCGUCGGGACGUGCGGGGCCAACCGCAGCGUGGCGUGCGGGGACGGCGCCUCGGGCCUGUCGGGCUACCGGCUGGUCUUCAUGCUGGGCCAGUUCCUGCACGGCGUGGGCGCCACGCCGCUCUACACGCUGGGUGUCACCUACCUGGACGAGAACGUCAAGUCCAGCUACUCUCCUGUCUACAUCGCCACCUUCUACACCGCGGCCAUCCUCGGGCCCGCCGCCGGCUACCUCAUCGGGGGCGCCCUGCUGAACGUUUACACGGACGUCGGCCGCCGGACGGAGCUGACCACCGAGAGCCCGCUGUGGGUCGGCGCCUGGUGGGUGGGCUUCCUGGGCGCGGGGGCUGCUGCCUUCCUCACCGCCAUCCCCAUCCUCGGCUACCCCCGCCAGCUGCCAGGCUCCCAACGCUACGUGGUCAUGAGAGUGUCUGAAACACAGCAGCUGAAGGACAGCGGUCCCACGGCCGUCAGCAACCCCGACUUCGGGAAAACCAUCAGAGACCUGCCUCUCUCCAUCUGGCUCCUCCUGAGGAACCCCACCUUCAUCCUGCUGUGCCUGGCCGGAGCCACCGAGGCCACGCUCAUCGCCGGCAUGUCUACCUUCGGCCCCAAGUUCCUGGAGGCCCAGUUCAGCCUGAGCGCCUCGGAGGCUGCCACCUUGUUUGGGUACCUGGUGGUGCCGGCGGGUGGCGGCGGAACAUUUCUGGGCGGCUUCUUCGUGAACAAGUUCAAGCUCCGCGGCGCGGGCAUCAUCAAGCUGUGUCUGCUUUGCACCCUGACCAGCCUGCUGGCCUCCUUCGUCUUCUUCAUCCACUGCCCCAAUGUGCCCAUGGCCGGGGUGACAGCCAGCCACAGCGGCAGCCUCCUGCCCGACGGCCACCUGGACCUGACGGCCCCCUGCAACGCCGACUGCGCCUGCCGGCCCGAGCACUACAGCCCCGUGUGCGGCUCCGACGGCCUCACCUACUACUCGCCCUGCCACGCGGGGUGCCCCGGGGCGGCCGUGCCCAGCCCGGGCGGCCAGAAGCAUUCCUGCGCUGACGGCAACGUUACGGUAAGCCCCGGGCCUGGGUUUCGCUCUGGUCCAGAACCUUUCCUUGCAGCCCGCCGCGUGGAGCUCUGCAGAUCCUGCAGGGUACGUGCUUGCCCCCCGGGGAGGCGGCCACGCGGCCCGGUGGCGCUCGGCUGCCGGCGUGGGGGUGUGACUUGGCCACCCUCCCCGGGCGCUGACGCCGCCGCCUUCCGUUUCAGGUGCGUCCGCGACCGGCAGAGAUCCUUCGCACUGGGCAUCCAGUGGAUCGUGGUUAGGACUCUAGGGGGCAUCCCGGGGCCCAUCGCCUUCGGCUGGGUCAUCGACAGGGCGUGCCUGCUGUGGCAGGACCAGUGCGGCCAGCAGGGCUCCUGCUUCGUGUACCGGAACGCGGCCAUGAGCCGGUACAUGCUCGUCUCCGGGCUGGCGUACAAGGUGCUGGGCUUCCUGUUCUUCGCCAUCGCCUGCCUCCUGUACAAGCCCCCCUCGGAGUCUUCCGACGGCCUGGGCGCCUCUCUGCCCAGCCAGUCCUCGGCCUCCGACAACGCCAUGGACCUCCCGGAUGCCCCCUCGGCCCUCCAGCCCCACAGUGACGUCUGAUGGGGCACUCCCGAGGACACCGAUUUCUCCCCAGAAGGGCUGACCCCUCGCCGGUUGAUGCCACAGUGCUGAGGACCCUCCAGGAAUCUCCCACAGGAUGCUGAGGGGUCUGCGCUGGUGGUGGACGCACGUGAGUCUCAAAGGCGCCCAGGAGAGAGAACGCGAGGUGCAUCCGCAGUGGGCACAGCUCCCGCGUGGUCCCCGGGGGCCAGGCUGAUGGUCUCUCCUGAGGAAGAAUGAGGCCCAGCGGCCCCUCCCUUCCCGGUCCUCGCCCGGCGGACGGACGGACAUAACCGCACAGCACUGAAUUGUCCCGGGGGCUCCGGAACCCUGGACACGGUAGCAGCCGUGCUUGCAAACAAUCUAUGCAACCGUACCGCGCUGUUAGCUCUAGAAAGUGCAAAGCCCCCUGCAGGCCGAGGCCGAGGCCGAGCUCUCCAGGAGCCUGCGGGGCCGGCACACCGGGCGCCCUGACGGUCGAACCACUGGCUGAGAAGUACAAAGCCCGGCCCCCCGCGGCCUCGGGUGUGGCUCACCGCAUCCUGGGGGCAGCCUGGCCCCUUCCGGGGGUUCUCCUGCAAAGCGGAGGAGCUGCGAGGCCGUCCCCGGGGGCUUGGCCCCGCUGGAGCCGCCUGCCUGGGGUGUUCAGACCUGCUGUCCCCUCCUGUCCUCAUAGCUGCUGCAGGACGGGAGCCACUUGCAUAUGUAGAUAUUUAUGAACCAAUAUUUUGCAUCACCUUAUUUAUAGAAUCUGUUUUAUACCUGAGAGUGCGGUGGGCAGAGUGGCACAGUCAGCAGGCACCUGCGAAUUCUGCUGGGAGGACGUCGGGACUUCCGUGGGACGUUGGUUCCCAGGUGUCCUCAGUUAAAAUUACGUGUAUAUAAAUAUAUUUUAGUAUUUAAAACGUA